AUGGCGCCGCCCACACGCUCCCCGCUGGCGCCGGCCCGCCUGCGGCUGCUGGCCGCGCUGCUGGUGGCGGCUGCAUCCAUGCUGCCGCUGGCAGAGGGCCACGGCUUCAUGUCUGAGCCCCAAGCCCGCAACUACCUCCACAACUGGCGCUACUGCCCCCACUGCGUCAACUUUGGCGGGCCGGGGCCCAGCUCCCAGGGUGGCGCCCUGGUGUGGCCUCAGUCCGCCAACCCUGUGUGCGGCGACACAGACCCACUCCUGGCAAACCCCGGGCAGCUGGUUGCCAGCUACUCUCCUGGCUCAGUGAUCGACCUGGGCGUCUUCUUCUCCACCCAGCACGGCGGCCGCCACGUGUUCCGCCUCUGCCCCGACCCCGCCAACGUCACCAAGCCCUGCCUGGAGGAGCACGUUCUGCAGCGCGCCGACGGCGGCGGCCCUUACUCCUGGACGCCAGUGCAGGGCGGCCCCGUGCCGUGGGGCGAGUAUGGGCGCACCACUCUGAAGAGCCUGCCCGGGGAGCUGUACACUUGGCAGUACAGGCUGCCGCCCGGCCUCACCUGCGAACGAUGCGUGCUGCAGGCGAUGGUGGUGGACGACAGCCAACAGCUGCCAGGUACCGGGCGCACCGGCCUACACGCGCAGCAGCAUUGCGACUGGGCGCCGUUCUUCGAGUGCAAGCGCGUUUGGCCCUCGGCGGACGCCGCCGCGGCUGGCGCCGCCAAGAAGCCGCCGCCCCGGCCGCGCCCGCCCAAGCCCCGGCCGCCCAAGCCCCGGCCGCCACGCCCCAAGCCGAGGCCGCCGCGACCGCGCCCAAAGCCCCCCAAGCCCAGGCCGCCGGCGCCGCGGAAACAGCCGCCACCUCCCCGCCCCAAGGCCUGA
Molecule: messenger RNA, 879 nt
Organism: Chlorella variabilis
Lineage: Eukaryota; Viridiplantae; Chlorophyta; Trebouxiophyceae; Chlorellales; Chlorellaceae
Exons: 6
Coding region: 1-879 (292 amino acids)
Source: RefSeq, a predicted model, not a curated record